AUGGUGCAAACGGUGAAGAACCUCUUGAGGAAGGCCAACGACGCGGGGGUAGACCCUUACAUAGCCCUAAUAAACUAUCGUACUACACCUGUUGAUAGCAAGCUACAUGCACCUGCGAAACUGUUGAAACAAAGGGAGUACCGGACACAGUUACCAUCAAGUGGUCGCCUUCAACGACUAAGGACCAACGAUGAUGACUUGCUACAAUUGCAAAAACGUCAAGAGACUCAAUGACAACACGGACGAUAUUUCAGGAGAGAAUUAGAAGGUUUGUCACCUAGACAAUCAGUUGCUGUUUACAACCCAUCGUCAAGGACUUGGACUACUGGUGAAGUAAAUGAAAAGCUUGGUGAGCCACGAUCUUAUGUUGUUAAGACUACUAAUGGUUCCGAGUUGAGACGCAAUGGUGUUCAUCUAAAACUGGUACCACAGAAACAGACAGCGGAGCAAGCUACGCAAGCAAGCAUGUCAGAGUCCAAGGAACCACCACCUUCUAUGCCACCUUCUCCAACCAGACAGACAGAUACAGACAGUUCUAUUAUUAAGAAAGCAGACAUCGGAAUCAAGAAGACAAGUAGUGGGCGUAUUGUUAAGCCACCAACCAAGCUGAAUUUGUUUAUUGGUUCCCGCCUGUCAUAUUAG
Messenger RNA from Exaiptasia diaphana, 642 nucleotides. RefSeq lists its product as uncharacterized. The transcript has a single exon. The record is from RefSeq and is a predicted model, not a curated record. NCBI's taxonomy places the organism in Eukaryota, Metazoa, Cnidaria, Anthozoa, Actiniaria, Aiptasiidae.